Molecule: messenger RNA, 1218 nt
Organism: Aspergillus homomorphus CBS 101889
Lineage: Eukaryota; Fungi; Ascomycota; Eurotiomycetes; Eurotiales; Aspergillaceae
Exons: 4
Coding region: 1-1218 (405 amino acids)
Source: RefSeq, a predicted model, not a curated record
AUGGUACUAUACAUGCACUAUAGUUCUGGAAGUGACCAGGUCUUUUUGCACCCUGCUGGCAGCUUGGGAGAGGAAAGUCCUCGCAUCGCCGGCACACUGGUCAUGAGCCUUGUUCAGCCAACUAAGAUCGCAGCGAUCGAGGUCCAGCUUAAGGGGGUCAUGAAACGAAAAUGGGGAAGCUUGGAGUCCGUUAUCUACCAAAGCAGUUGGCGAUUAGCAGAGGCUUCGAUGUUCCAGACCUUGAUCUACGGCCCUGGGAGACAUGAAAUCCCCCUCAAUAUUGCUCUGGACCUGGGGGAACACAUGCGAGAGACGGUUGAGGCGGUUGAAGGCUAUUCAGUGACCUACUUGCUGACUGGCCGCGUGCUAAAAAGGUUCACAAAGGAUCUUACAUGUCGCGAGAGGAUCAAAAUAUACCGGAACCCCCCUUUGACAGGGUGGGAGUCCGCCUUCCCGCCGCCGUCAUUUGAGAAUGAGUGGCCUGGAAAAAUUCGAUAUUUCCUUAACUUGACCAGUAGCUGGGUACCAUUCGGAUCACAUAUUUGUCCUCGUUUGCACCUUGUUCCUUUAGCCGAUGGUCUUCAGGUCGAGAGCAUUGGCAUUGAGGUCGUCGAGACGCAUGGGUUCGCGCCAAUUUCGUCCUACAAUGGGCGAUUCAUGAGACCAGUCAACCGCUGUAGAGUGGUGUGCGAAAAGUGGUUCUCGUCGGCAAAAGACAUGGCCAUCGCAACAUUCGAUCACGACAACGGAUAUGAGUUCUCUCUGCUAGUCCCACUGCCGAGAUCCGUCCUCGCUUGUGCCCAGGAUGUGCAGUCUUCGCACUUUGACAUUACCCACAAGGUCGUUUUUACGCUCAGAAUCAUCAACGCAGAUGGGCACAUAUCGGCUGUGCGCGCCUCGAUCCCCGUUGCGAUUCAUAUGUACCGAGUUGAUGUCAAUCAAUUGAGAACAUCGACCUUGUAUGCUCGGCAUAUUAUUCCCCCGGUGUAUGGCAAGCACGAAGAAGACACCUUAGUCACCGAUAACGACCUUAUCGACAGGCUAUCAGUCCUAAGCUCGCCCCUUUAUACAAGAUGUUCUUCGCCAUCUGAGAUGCAGCCACAACGAGACGGGGAAUGGGACAACGCAACAAGUCUAAGUCGGACGCUGGGCUACGACGCUGAUAUCCGAGAAGCGCCAUUUCUCGUCAGCAAUUUGCCCCCGCCGUACAUAUCAUGA